Molecule: messenger RNA, 3115 nt
Organism: Myxocyprinus asiaticus (Chinese sucker)
Lineage: Eukaryota; Metazoa; Chordata; Actinopteri; Cypriniformes; Catostomidae
Product: H(+)/Cl(-) exchange transporter 4
Exons: 12
Coding region: 130-2436 (768 amino acids)
Biological process (GO): transmembrane transport; chloride transport
Cellular component (GO): Golgi apparatus; synaptic vesicle; early endosome
Molecular function (GO): voltage-gated chloride channel activity
Source: RefSeq, a predicted model, not a curated record
CAUCGCAGUACUUGCUGUUGCUGUUUGUCAUCUGUGAACUGCAUCACAAUAAUCACAUUAAUCUGAUAUUAUGAUGGAUGAAACCCCAAAACAAUCACUGCAGCACUGAUUUAAACACAAAUAACGGAUAUGGCGGAGGCAGAUGGUCUCAGCAAUGCCACUCCCACAGAGGAGAUGAACGGUGCUGGAAACCUGAUGGACUUUCUAGACGAGCCGUUCCCAGAUGUCGGCACUUACGAGGACUUUCACACCAUUGACUGGCUGAGAGAGAAAUCCAGAGACACAGACAGACACAGGAAGAUCACCAGUAAGAGUAAAGAGUCGAUCUGGGAGUUUAUAAAGAGUUUGCUGGACGCCUGGUCAGGAUGGCUGGUGAUGCUGCUGAUUGGACUGUUGUCAGGCACGUUGGCUGGAGUGAUCGAUCUGGCUGUUGACUGGAUGACGGAUCUGAAGGAGGGGGUGUGUCUGUCUGCAUUCUGGUACAGCCAUGAGCAGUGCUGCUGGACGUCCAAUGAGACGACCUUCGCUGACAGAGACAAAUGUCCUCAGUGGCAGAAAUGGGCUGAACUGAUGACGGGAUACACGGAGGGUGCAGGGGUGUAUGUGCUAAACUACUUCCUGUAUGUGCUGUGGGCUCUGUUCUUCUCUUUCCUGGCCGUGUCUCUGGUGCGAGUGUUCGCUCCGUACGCCUGUGGAUCAGGAAUACCGGAGAUUAAGACGAUCCUGAGUGGCUUCAUCAUUCGAGGUUAUCUGGGGAAAUGGACUCUGCUGAUAAAGACAGUCACUCUGGUGCUGGCCGUGUCGUCUGGUCUCAGUCUGGGGAAGGAAGGGCCGCUCGUCCACGUCGCCUGUUGCUGUGGCAACCUGUUCUGCAGCCUUUUCUCCAAAUAUAGCAAGAACGAGGGCAAACGGAGAGAGGUUUUGUCGGCAGCUGCGGCUGCAGGUGUGUCUGUUGCGUUUGGAGCUCCAAUUGGAGGAGUUCUAUUCAGCCUAGAAGAGGUCAGUUAUUAUUUCCCUCUGAAGACGUUGUGGCGUUCUUUUUUCGCCGCGCUGGUGGCGGCUUUCACACUCCGCUCCAUCAACCCGUUUGGCAACAAUCGUCUGGUGCUAUUUUACGUCGAGUACCACACGCCCUGGUACAUGGCCGAGCUGGUGCCGUUCAUUCUGCUGGGCGUGUUUGGUGGGCUCUGGGGGACCCUUUUUAUCCGUUGUAAUAUCGCGUGGUGUCGCCGCCGCAAGACCACGCUGCUCGGGAAGUAUCCAGUGCUGGAGGUGAUCGUGGUGACAGGAAUCACGGCUAUCCUGGCAUUCCCAAAUCCUUACACACGCCGCAGCACCAGUGAACUGAUCUCAGAGCUGUUUAACGACUGCGGAGCGCUGGAGUCAUCACAACUCUGCGAUUACAUCAACAACCCGAACAUGACGCGACCGGUGGACGAUAUUCCAGAUAGACCCGCGGGGCCGGGCGUCUACAGCGCCCUCUGGCAGCUGGCACUGGCACUGAUCUUUAAGAUAAUCAUCACUAUCUUUACAUUCGGCAUGAAGAUCCCCUCAGGCUUGUUCAUCCCCAGUAUGGCGGUGGGCGCUAUCGCCGGGCGUAUCGUGGGCAUUGCAGUGGAGCAGAUGGCAUAUCAUCACCACGACUGGAUAAUUUUUAAGAACUGGUGUCGCCCGGGUGCAGACUGUGUCACUCCGGGCCUGUAUGCGAUGGUCGGGGCGGCUGCAUGUUUAGGUGGCGUAACUCGUAUGACAGUCUCUCUUGUCGUCAUCAUGUUUGAGUUGACCGGCGGUCUCGAGUACAUCGUUCCUCUGAUGGCGGCCGCUGUCACCAGUAAGUGGGUCGCCGAUGCGUUUGGGAAGGAGGGAAUUUAUGAAUCUCACAUUCAGCUCAAUGGUUACCCGUACCUGGAUCAAGACGAGUUCACACACCGCACGCUAGCCACGGAUGUGAUGCGACCACGCCGAAACGACCCGCCGCUGUCAGUUCUGACGCAAGACAGCACCACAGUGGAGGAUGUGGAGAUGCUUAUCAAAGACACCGACUACAACGGCUUUCCUGUGGUUGUCUCGCGUGAAUCAGAGAGACUUAUUGGCUUCGUUCAGAGACGAGAUCUUAUCCUGGCUAUCAAAAAUGCACGGCAGAAACAGGAAGGUGUGGUGAGUAAUUCAGUGGUUUAUUUCACUGAAGACGCACCGCAGCUUCCUGCAUCAAACCCGCAGCCACUGAAACUCAGACGCAUCCUGAAUCUCAGUCCCUUCACUGUCACUGACCACACGCCCAUGGAGACGGUGGUGGACAUCUUCCGCAAACUGGGUCUCCGCCAGUGUCUUGUCACACGCAGCGGACGUUUGCUUGGAAUCAUUACUAAGAAGGAUGUUCUGCGACACAUGGCACAAAUGAUGAAUCAAGACCCUGAAUCAAUCAUGUUCAACUAACAGCGCCAUCAGGAGUCGAACCCGCUCCAGACUCAAUCUGUACAUAGUGCACACUUCCUGUUAUCUGUUACACACUCAGUCCUCAGUUCUGCACACUAAUAUAUAUUUAUUUGGCCAAAACAGGACUGAUGCAACUGAGACUGUCGGCCAAUUGUUAUUUUCAACGUAGAUGUUGUUGUUUUUAUUACACUGCUCUUGCCAUAUAUUUUUAUUUUUUAUUAUGUGCAUUAUUGUAAUUUUUGAUUCUUUUAAAGGAUUUGAACAAACUUUACAGGUUAAGUACAAAUUCUGCAUCAUGCACUCACCCUUCAACCCUGUCAACCUGUAUGACUGACUUUCUAAAUUCAAGAAUGUGGAAAAAUUCACCUUUUACGUUCCACAGAAGAAAAAAAAUCAUAUGGGUUUGGAAUGGCAUGAAGGUGAGUAAAUAAGGACAUAUUUUUUUACUUUUGGGUGAACUAUCACUGUAAACAUGUGCAAUGAAAAUAAGGCAUCUCUAACUUUUGUUUACUGUAUUUUUAUUGUAAAGGCUGCUAUACAGGGUGUGAAACGCACCAUUUCACUGGUACAUCAAAUUUGCGAGGUCUUUGUGAAGUUAUUACAGUAUAUUUGUUUAUUAAACAAUGUAUUAUAAUACAAAAGUUAACAUAUGUCAAAAUAAAAUAGUUUCCAAAAUACU